UCCGCGCUCCUCAUUUGAUAGUAACAGCAAAUGUACAACUUUAUCUCCAAUGUAUUUGACUUCACUGUUUGGCUUUCAAUUAACUGUAUGAGAACCAUAAAGAAAGCCCGUGCCUUAGAAGUGAUUUAAGCACCGGGAUGGAGCAUUACACACCAUGGCACUCGGAUUCUCUCUCAGACUAAGAACUCUAACACCACGGGUGGGAAAACAAGAACAAGACAGUAAGGAGUAACGGGAAGAUGAAAGACCGACUUCAAGAAUUAAAACAGAAAACCAAGGAAAUCGAACUCUCUCAGGAUAGUCGAGUGUUUCCAGAAGCAGAGGAACAAGGGGAGCUUGUCCAGCAAGCUGUUAUUUAUGAGAGAGAGCCAGUAGCUGAGAGACACCUACAUGAGAUCCAGAAACUGCAGGAGACUAUUAACAGCUUUGCUGAGGAUGUUCAAAGGUUUGGACAGCAACAGAAAAGUCUGGUGGCUUCCAUGAGAAGGUUUAGCCUACUUAAACGAGACUCGACCAUUGCAAAGGAGAUCAAAAUCCAAGCAGAACACAUUAACAGAGCACUGGGUGACUUAGUCAAAGAAGUAAAAAAGUCAGAGGUUGAAAAUGGUCCAUCAUCAGUGGUUACAAGGAUACUUCAGUCUCAGUAUGCCGCCAUGUUCCGCCACUUUCAGCAAAGCAUGUUUCUAUACAACGAAACAAUAGCUUCAAAGCAAGAGAAGUGCAAGACAUUCAUUGUCCGUCAGCUUGAAGUAGCUGGAAAGGCUGAAGAAGAAGUGAAUGACAUGCUUCAGCAUGGAAAAUGGGAAGUUUUCAACGAAAGCUUACUCACAGAAACCAGCAUCACGAAAGCACAGCUCUCAGAGAUUGAACAGAGACACAAAGAGCUUGUGAGUCUGGAGAACCAAGUGAAGGACCUCAGGGACCUUUUCAUUCAGAUCUCUCUUCUGGUAGAGGAACAAGGAGAAAGCAUCAACAACAUCGAAGUAAUGGUGGCCAGCACAAAAGAUUACGUUAUCAAUACCAAAGAGAAAUUUGGACUCGCUGUCAAAUACAAAAGAAGAAACCCCUGCAGGGCCCUGUGCUGUUGCUGCUGCCCAUGCUGUGGCUCCAAAUAAAGAUGCUAUUUUAGAAGCUUCUCAGGGGUUAGAAGUAAGGUUUCCACAUUUCAGAGCCGUGUUUUGAUUGUCUUUAUUUCAUGAGUCCAGUCCCAUACAUUCUAUCACUGCUAACAACUCAUUUUCCCCUUUAACAUUUGC
Microtus oregoni (creeping vole) is the source of this 1256-nucleotide messenger RNA. RefSeq names its product syntaxin 19 (gene Stx19). Gene Ontology annotation, molecular function: SNARE binding; SNAP receptor activity. The record is from RefSeq and is a predicted model, not a curated record. Gene Ontology annotation, biological process: exocytosis; synaptic vesicle fusion to presynaptic active zone membrane; intracellular protein transport. NCBI's taxonomy places the organism in Eukaryota, Metazoa, Chordata, Mammalia, Rodentia, Cricetidae. Gene Ontology annotation, cellular component: plasma membrane; presynaptic active zone membrane; endomembrane system.